AUGGACAUGCCGGUGGUCUAUGCGGACUUAAACCUACCCAGGACCCGAAAGCCUAAGCAGGCAUCGCCUUCAUCUCUUCACCCAGACACCUGUCGGUGCCCGCGCUGGCAUCGCUUGGCUCUGAAACUCGGCUGUGCUGGCCUCAUCCUUCUUGUCCUGAGUGUGAUUGGACUCAGUGUUGUCUUAGUGCUAUCAUUAUUACAAAAAACACCAGCAGAAAAAAGCAGCAUGGAAGGUCAAGAGAACAGGACAAAAACAACAGAUAGUCCAGCUACGUUAAAGUGCCCAAAAGACUGGAUUCAAUACCAAGAUAAAUGCAUACAUUUUUCUCAAACUUCCAGCAGUUGGCAGGAAGGUCUAGAUGACUGUAAGGAAAAAGGAGCCACUUUGCUGCUCGUUCAUGACCAAGAAGAACUGAGACUCCUGCAGGACUUGGCAAAGGAAAAAGACCUGUCAUUUUGGAUAGGACUAAGUUACUCAUUGCCAGACAAGAACUGGAAGUGGAUAAACGGCUCUGCUUUAAUCUCUGAUGUAUUUAAAAUUGCUGGUGAAGGUAAAAGCAGCAGCUGUGCCGUCAUCUCAAAGGACAGAGUGGUUUCUGAGAGCUGUGUUUCAGAUAAUCUUUGCAUCUGCCAAAAGGAACCAAAACGUGAAACCGCGUGUAAUGACUCCUGACUGCGAAUCGCAUCUCCAUGACUUCACCGUCCACAGCAGAUCUCUGUGCUCAGUCUGUCCCUGCUGUCAGCCCUCCCAGUGCAGUUAGUGCCACAAGGCACGGACUCUGCAAAGCACCGUGAUGCUUGCAGAGUCUUUAUUCUGUAAAUGUAAAUGUACGCAGACACAGGUGUGCCAU
Messenger RNA from Acomys russatus (golden spiny mouse), 853 nucleotides. Its product is annotated as killer cell lectin-like receptor subfamily B member 1B allele C. NCBI's taxonomy places the organism in Eukaryota, Metazoa, Chordata, Mammalia, Rodentia, Muridae. The record is from RefSeq and is a predicted model, not a curated record. The coding region runs from base 1 to 675 and encodes 224 amino acids. The transcript is spliced from 6 exons.